GUGUCUUGGGUUUUGGAGCAGCAUGAGACUUCGUCCUCCAGUGAUGACCUGACGGCAGUGAGAAAUAACACCGACCAGAUGUUGUGUCUGCUGGCCGAGGAGCGCCCCACCGAGAGCCCCGAGGGCGGCUCGUGCGUGGCCCUCAUGGGCCCCAUACUGGAGCUGGUCGUCACCGAGAACAUUCUGGAGCGCCUGGUUCAGUGGCACCUCCGUCGCGGCCUGGACCCAGACAGCCAGGGGGCUUUGUUCAAGUUGUUUGAGAUGCUCAUUGGCCAAUCCCAGCAGCCCCUGCUGCAGCACACGGCCGUCCUUCACCCCCUGCUGAGGCUGCUUGGGUCCUGUGCUGACCCAGAACUGGGCUGUCCCUCAGUUUUAGAGAACAGCUUAGUGCUGCUGUUGAAUCAGGUGUGCGUGUCCAUGGCCCGACAGCCGGUGGUUCUUGAGAUGUUGUUUCAGGCUGCACCGGCCCAUCAGGGUUCCACCAAUCUGCUGAUCUUCUCCCUCCUCGUGCCAUUCAUCCACCGGGACGGAGCCAUCGGACAGCAAGCACGAGACGCCCUGCUGCUGGUGAUGGCAGCCUCAGCCAGCCACGAGGCUGUGGCUCGAUACAUCGCAGAAAACUCCUACUUCUGCCCGGUGUUGGCCACGGGCCUCAGCGCCCUCUACUCCUCUCUGCCCAGGAAGAUUGAAGCUCGAGGAGACGACUGGCACGCCCUGCGGCGGGAGGACUGGAUGGGCGUGUCGUCCCUCGUGCUCUUCAUGAACUCUCUGGAGUUCUGCAACGCCGUGGUGCAGGUGGCUCACCCCAUGGUUCGCUCCCAGCUUCUGGGUUACCUCCACAACGGCUUCCUCGUCCCGGUCAUGGGCCCCGCCCUGCAUAAGUCGUCGGUGGAUGAGAUGAUCGCCAGCACCGCCUACCUAGAUCUUUUCUUGCGCAGCAUAACGGAAACGUCCCUMCUCAAGACCUUCCUGCGCUUCAUCCUGCUGCAUCGCCAUGACAAUGACACCAUCCUGGACACGCUGCUCACACGCAUCAGCAGCAAUUCAAGGCUCUGCAUGGUGUCAUUAAGUCUUUUCCGCACUCUCCUGUCUCUGAACUGUGAGGAUGUCAUGCUGCAGCUUGUUCUCAGGUAUUUACUGCCCUGCACCCAUGUAAUGCUGAGUCAGCGCCGUGCCAUCAGGGAGACGGACAUGUACGGGAAGUCAGCUGACAAGUUCCUGUCGCUGAUCCCCGAGUGCUGCCAGAUGAAUGCUGCGACCUCCGCUGAGCGGGAGGAGGACAAUCCAUUCUGGAGCAAAGUACUGAACAAUCCGAGCACAGAGUCUUCUGCUCCGCCCAAACCCAGCACACCGUCCCGCUUAUCUUUUUUCAUCCGCCAGCAGAGCAGCAGUGCAGUGUCAGGAGGAGGUGGGUCCUCUGCACCCACCAGUGUGGAUCCACUGCAGUCAGGUCCAUCCAGUCUGUCCCCCGACAGCCCCAUGCAUCAGCAGCAGGCCCACACAGACAGCCUGGACUGGGAUUCGGGUUACUUAGAGUACCUCAAGGACGCCCGUCGGGGUAUUGAGCUUUGCUCCUGGGCAUGCCGUGAUUGGUCGGCGCCCUACGAUGGUGAAAACCCCUCCCCAAACACCGCCCCAUCACCCCCGCCUCCCCCGUCCUCCAACCCGUCCAUGGCUGUUUUCCCUGAGCACUUUUCUUUACAUCGGGAUGGAAGCAGCAGCUCUCCUCCAGGCCAGCAGAGGGCAGCCAUCAUGGCGGCGGCUCGCUCUGAAUGGAGCAGUUCGGACCGGGACAGCGGCGAGUGGGACGUUACRAUCGGCAAAAAUAACUGCAUCAGCCUCACGCCGCGCUCUAAGAAACGCACUUUGCAGAGAGAGGAACUCCUUUCUAAACCGAUUCCCCCUCUUGUCCCCUCAUCAUCAUCAUCAUCAUCAUCAACAGCCCCUUUAGCUAUUUCACACCCCACCUCGUCCCCGCACAUUCCCACCUCCACCAUCACUGUGAGCUACCAGAACAUGUUCAAUGGGACAGUGGAGCAGGGGGACAGUUGCGACAGAGGACUGGAGGUGAAGAAAGUAAAAAGAGACUUGGGGGAGCAGCAGUACCUGGACGAGAACGCCAAUCAAAAUGGUUCCCUUACCUCCGCUCUCUCAAAAUCCAUUUUUAGCAACAGUGACAUCAGCGAGACAAGAUCUCUUCACCCUAAGCAGUUUCCUUCUCAGAGCUCCAUCACCCAGACAGCACCCACCAAACAGCCGACCAGCGACACCUCAGGCCCUCACAGCACACCCUCAGAUCUUCCAGAACCCAAMGAAACGCUUCAGUCUGUGGAAAGUCUCAUUGAGGAACUGCUGGAACAGACUCCAGGAGAUCCUCAGCUUCCCGGAGACGCUAACGGACAGGGCAUCAGCAUCGAAGCCUUCACGCAGGAGCUGAGGGAGCUGGAGGACCAGGUGAAAGAGMGAAGCCGAGCCCCCGGCCAACAACAGGACACCGCUGCAGAUGCUGCCAAGCAGCAGGAAGAAGAUCAGCUUUCAUCAGUCCUGGAUUCAAAACUGACAGGAGACCUCAAAGGAGACAGGUCUGUGGUGGGAGUCUGUAGUCCUGCCAGACCACUUAACCAGCCUGCCUUGCAGCCGUACACAGGCCCAUUCAUGACGGUUCUGUUUGCCAAGCUGGAGAACAUGCUUCAGAACUCGCUUUACGUCAACAUCCUUCUCACUGGCAUCGUGGCCCAGUUGGCCUGUUACCCCCAGCCUCUCCUGCGCUCCUUCCUUCUCAACACCAACAUGGUCUUCCAGCCCAGCGUCAAGUCACUGAUCCAGGUUUUAGGUUCUGUGAAGAACCGCAUCGAGGCCUUUGCCGCCUCUCAUGAAGACUUUCCCUCCAUGCUGAGGAAGGCCCAGCAGUACCUGGUGGCUCGAGGCAAAGUGGACUGGACUGACACCCCUGGAGCAGUUCCCCCUCUGCGCCGCUCUGAUUCUCUCAUAAAAAGUCGUAAGCCGUCUCUGGGCGACCUGAUUCUUCGACACACCAACAGUCCUACCCGGGCUCGACACGCUGCCCAGCUGGCUCUCGCUCACGUCCGGGACGGCGGCCAGUCGCUGCACAGCGCUCUGUUCCGAGGCGGCGGCGGGACCACCGGCCUGGAGAAGCAAGCGGAGGCGCUGCGAGUGAAGAAUGCAGUCUACUCAACUGUGAUCUUCUGUGAGUUCCUCAAAGAGCUGGCUGCCCUGGCUCAAGAGCACGCCGUCACUUUGCCCUUCCCUCAGAGCCAGGAGGCAGAGGAGUAGCGGGUAAACGCAGACCUCUCAGCUUUUAGCUUCCAUUUAUUAUUUGUAAAAUAUUCAAUCCUCUCUUUAGCUUAGAACAGACUGGAGCACUGAGACUUCUCUGUCACUCAAAUCGUCGGCAGACGUUACAAAGAAAAGGAAACUCUGGCAUUUUUCUACCAAAUUUAAAUUAAGACACACGUAUAGUAAGAAUUUUCCUCAUCUGUAAACAGGAAAUUGUGCAUAUCAUGUUAUUACAGUAUAUUUACAUCCUGUCCAUGCAAAACCUCAGUAAAUAYUGGAGAUGAGUGUAUAUACACAUGUCAUGGUAAAGCCACAGAUAAAACAAGUWGGUGCACAAAUUGGUGCUAGCUUGAUACUUGCUUUCUUUUAAUUUGAAAGGGUGGCACAAGCUAGACUUUAGCUUCCUGAACAAAAUGAAAGCAAACACCAAAUGCAGCUGGGCAGGAAAACGAUAAAAGUACAGGAGAGUUGAUCCGACGUGUGCACAGCGAGCUCAUCUUGGCUCUCAGCAGAGCUUUUCAUCCACCGGUCAGCAGAGAGAAGCUGAAAAUGUCAUCAGUCGGAUUGAUCAGAAGAGACUGCACUGCCAAAAACGUUGAUCGAUCAAUGGAUCAGGCGAAAACUGGAGCAGAGAGAUGUUUCUGUUAGAGCGAGUGUUUGAAAUAAUACUGGAAAUGUUUGGUAAUUAUUGCUUUUUGUUUGAAAUGUUUGUCUUUUGAUGUUGCACCAUUUACUUGACAUAUCAGCAGCGUUUGGGAGUGGGUGUGCACAUUCUUCUCCUUUUAAUGAACUGUUUUUAUUUUAAUGAAUCACUCCUUUCUGAAGAGUGAGGCCAGUUUUUAAGGCCAUCGCUGAGCUGAAGAGCUGUCGCCAUAAAGGAGGCGGGGAUUGAAAAGGCAGCACUGUAAAAAUGUUUUUCUUUACAUGUGCCAUUUAGUUCUUUUUACAGUACGCACUUUUGUUUUUUGAUGAAAUCUGUGCAUAAUUUCAGUUAACGUUGAACAUCUCCUGAGGCAUUCACUCUUUAUUUCCCCCAAAUUUUAUGUUUUAAGUAAUGAGCUAAAGAUGA
Austrofundulus limnaeus is the source of this 4366-nucleotide messenger RNA. It is a transcript of the gene fhip1b, whose product is annotated as FHF complex subunit HOOK interacting protein 1B. Gene Ontology annotation, cellular component: FHF complex. The record is from RefSeq and is a predicted model, not a curated record. Lineage: Eukaryota; Metazoa; Chordata; Actinopteri; Cyprinodontiformes; Rivulidae. Gene Ontology annotation, biological process: early endosome to late endosome transport; endosome organization; endosome to lysosome transport.